Molecule: messenger RNA, 586 nt
Organism: Apis laboriosa (Himalayan honeybee)
Lineage: Eukaryota; Metazoa; Arthropoda; Insecta; Hymenoptera; Apidae
Exons: 4
Coding region: 39-572 (177 amino acids)
Source: RefSeq, a predicted model, not a curated record
UUUUACAUUUUUUUAAUGCAAUUGGUAACUAUGGAAAUAUGGCGGGGAUACUUACUAAUUGUAAUGUACAUCGAAAUAAUUGUUUAGUUUCGAUUUUGGUUAUAGGACAAGCAGAAUUAUGUCAUAAAGUUUCUGAAGGAUUACAUGAAAGUGCAAAAGAAAGAAAAUGGCAUAUCGUUGUACAUCAAUGUGAGCUUGUUGAUGAAGUUAUACGCUUGAAUUUAAAUCUUAGCAUAGAUUUUAUUAUUUUUGUUUUUGAUUGGAAAACUACACAUUCUUUAUCUGAAGUAGAAACAAAUAUUAAUCUUGUAGAUGAACAUUAUAUUAUUUCUGGAGCUGUAUGUCUUGUAAAUUGCAGAGGGAUUUCAAAUAGUAUGGGAUUAACUUCUCAUAAAUCAGCAAAAAUAAGAGAGAAAUAUAAUAUUCGAUUUUUGUCUGCUAAUGUUUUUAAGCCACAAAUUUGUGUUCAAUUAGGUAAUAGAAUAUUAAAUUUAAUAGAAGCUAUAUUGGGUAUAACAAGUGGAAUUCCUGUUAUUGGACGGACUAAUGAUAUAGAAUUUUAUAAAACUUGAAUUUAUAGUUUUAA